Molecule: messenger RNA, 1386 nt
Organism: Myiozetetes cayanensis
Lineage: Eukaryota; Metazoa; Chordata; Aves; Passeriformes; Tyrannidae
Product: zinc finger CCCH domain-containing protein 18-like
Exons: 4
Coding region: 1-1074 (357 amino acids)
Source: RefSeq, a predicted model, not a curated record
AUGGUCGGGUCCUGCCCCUGCCCCGCCCCGGCCCCGCCCCGGCCGCGCCGCUCAAAAGCGGCAGAACCGCGCUCGCCCCGCUGUUGUGGAGGACGCUCGUCCCGGGGCGCGGACGGACCGAGCGGCGCUCACGGCCCGGGGGCAGCUCCCGGCGCUGCGCCGAGCCCGGGCCGUGAGCGGGGCCGGCACCGGAGGAGCGAGGCUGCGGACGGGGCUCGGCAUCGGGAUGGCGACCGGGACCGGCAUCGGGACCGGGAUCGGGACCGGCAUCGGGAUCGCGACCGGGAUCGGCAUCGGGAUGGCGACCGGGACCGGCAUCGGGAUGAGGACCGGCGCCAGGACCGCCGCCGGAGGAGCGAGGCAGCCCCAGGAGCUGGCGCUGACCGUGCCGCGGCUCGGGCACAGGCUGGGCCCGGCUCUGCCUUCGCAACGGCCGCAAUUUCCCACAGUGAUUCUUUGGCCUGCGAUCCAGAAGCUGCAGCUCAUCUGACAGCUGCCAGACGGGCAAGGUCCUGCCUGGCCGGGAAAGGGCUCCAGGAGAGGAAAGCCACAAAUGCUCCGAGCGGACGCUGCGGCGCGAGUCACAGGAGGCAAGGAGCGCGGGGAAAUGCUGUCGGCAAAUGCGCCUUUAUUCAAUGUGGGCAGCUCUCGCUCCUCUCCACGAGCCCUUGGCAGGCACGGGCCGGAGGGAGCGCGGCCGGCUGGGCUGUGCCCGGCUGGGGACGGGCACGAACUCGUGCUUGCCGUGCUCGGGGAGCUUUUGCUGCCCCGUCCGGGAUUUGCCCAGCGGCUGUCGAGGUGCUGGCGGGUGACGGCCCUUGCCAGGGACAAAGCAGCCCGCCGAGUGCGGAGGGUUCCCUCGCUGCGAGGCACGGGCGUUUGGCCGAGGGUCGCCGUCUGGUCCCGCCUGCAGGGGACCUGCUCACCUCCAGGACAAACCCACCACCUUCAGUUCAAAUUCACCAAGUUCACAACUGUGGCCACGUAGAUUUUACUGCCCCCCAUGCGUGGUGUGUAGGAGAAUUAGAGACCUUUUGGGUUAAGGCAGGAGUGGACCAGCUGGUGGGAAUUUGAGGAGUCUCAAGGACUAAGUGUUUUGAGAACAUGACAAGGACUGGACAUCUGCAGGAACAAGAAAAACAGCACCUGCAGACGGGAGUUUGAGCUGGACCUGCCAGGAGGCAUGGGAAUAAAGUAUUGUGGUUAGAUUUAGAAGGAGAAGAAUUUAGAAAACAAGAUAUGCUGGCUAGCCAAUAAUAAUGGUGUGAACAGUGUGUGUUUUGUGUGUGUGACCAAUCAUGAGUUGAGUAGUCAAAUACGUGGUAGUUAUUGAAUUGUAUAAGAGUAAGUAUAAUUUCCAAUAAAGAUGAAGCUUCCAAAACAUCA